Messenger RNA from Purpureocillium lilacinum, 1287 nucleotides. RefSeq lists its product as uncharacterized. NCBI's taxonomy places the organism in Eukaryota, Fungi, Ascomycota, Sordariomycetes, Hypocreales, Ophiocordycipitaceae. The record is from RefSeq and is a predicted model, not a curated record.
AUGGCCGACGCGAGCAUGAACUACCUGUACACCAUCGGUGGCUACGCCACUUUGAUCGGUCUCGGGUACGUUGUUUACCAGGUCUCGACAAAAAAUGCGGGCCGGAGAGGUGCCGCCGCCGCACCGCGGACCGUCAAGACGACGCAUCAAGAACCGCGCAAGGAGGACAGGAAGAAGAAGCAGCGGAUGGAAAGCUUCGCCUCGGAGGCUCAGGAAGCCGCCAAGGCCAAGUCUCGCAUCAACGCUGCUGAGGAGCCCAAGCCAGCCCCCGUGAGCUACGCAGCGGCCGCGGCCGCCGACUCGGCCAAGGAUGAGGUCGACAAUCGCGAAUUCGCCCGACAGCUGGCCAAGGCCAAGGAGGGCACCAAGUUUGCGUCCAAGUCGGACGGCUCUAAGCAGCGAGAGAAGUCUGUCAAGCAGUCUCGCGCCAACCAAAUCACGGACAAGGCGGCUGCAGACAAGGCGGCUGCGGACAAGCCCGUCGCCCCCCUCUCGACCACCAGCGCCGACGCCGACGACGAUCAGUCCCCCGCGACGUCCCCCGAGACCAGCCCCGUCGACGCCAGCGGCGUCAGCGACAUGCUCGAGCCGGCCCCUGCCGGCCCCUCGGUCCUCCGCAUCACCGACUCCGGCAAGCAGGAGCAGAAGAAGAAGGCCGCCAAGGCCCCCGAGAAGGUCGAGACCAAGAAGCAGCGUCAGAACCGCAAGAAGGCCGAGGCUGCCAAGGCCGCCCGCGACGAGGCCGAGAAGGACCGCAAGGCUCUCGAGGAGAAGCAGCGCCGGGCUGCCCGCAUCGCCGAAGGCCGGGCCGCCAAGGAUGGCUCCCAGUUCCAGGCCGCCCAGAGCAAGAACUCGGCAUGGGCUCAGGGUGCGCCGAACGGCAACAGCGCCGGCAAGACCCCCGACGCCGCGGUCCUGCACCAACCCCUCGACACUUUCGAGGAGAAGCCGGCGACGACGACGGUCAAGCCCGCCGCUGCCAAGUCCGAAGGCUCCUGGAUGUCCUCGCUCCCCUCGGAGGAGGAGCAGAUGGAGAUGCUCAAGCAGGACGCCGACGAGUGGAGCACCGUUCAGACCAAGGCCUCCAAGAAGUCCAAGAAGGCGUCUUCGGUGUCGUCGGCCGACGAAAAGGCCCAGCCUCGCCCUGCCGCCCAGCCCCAGCAGCCCACGAGCGGUGCUUCCAAGGCGGCCAAGCCCACACCCUCGCAGAACUUUGGCGGCUCGUUCUCUGCCCUGACGACCAACGACGACGGCGCUGAGGAGGCCGAGGAGGAGUGGGAGGUCUGA